UGACAUGACAGUGAAGUGAAUGACAGUUAUCAUCUGUUGCUGUGUUCUUUUAUUUUCAAAAUAAUUUAUAAUCCAUAAACAUUCUAAUAUCAAAAAUAAAAAGUAAAGAAAUGCCUUACAAACAGAUUACAACAAAUUAAAAUUUAAUUUUAGCUACGAACCCAUAGUGGUUUAGAUAAUUUCAAAAUAAUACAUCGUUUAUAGUAAAACCCUUUGUUAGAGUUUUAUCUUUUAGAAAGAAAUGACCACUCCUGACCAAGAAAGCGCAUUGAACUUCAAUCAGACGCAGUAUCAAAAUGUACAAUCUCCUCUUGAUGUUUCAUACGCUCAUAGCAUUAAUACAAUAGCUUCAUUAAGGGAUUACAUUAUAUCUGAAGAUUUUUUAGCUGGCCAACGUCUCAAUGGAAGAAUGUCCAAUGUCAGAAGAUUUUUUUGCCUAUUUGUGACUUUCGAUUUUCUGUUUACCUCUUUAAUGUGGAUUAUAUGCGUUAUGUUAAAUGGUGAAUAUAUUAUAAAAGCGUUAACAGAACAAGUGAUACAUUACAACAUACAUACCUCACUUUUUGAUAUCGUUUUAGUAUCUUUCUGCAGAUUUGUCAUAUUGAUAUUAUUCUAUGCAGUCAUUUAUGUCAACCAUUGGAUUAUUAUUUCGAUUUCAACGGCAGCUACUUGUGGUUUUUUAAUUACAAAAGUACUUUAUUUUGAUUGGCCACACUCGUCUCAACCAGUUUUUGAAGUACUUUUAGUGUUGGUAUCGUUUAUACUAGCUUGGGGUGAAGCUUGGUUUCUAGAUUUUAGGGUUAUCCCCCAGGAAACCUAUGCAAACAGAUAUAUUGUUGCUGGUGAAAAUGAGAGAACGCCACUUAUAAGAAGUUACGUUCAAGGUCUUCCGUCAAUGUACACUGAAAGCGUUGGAAAUUUUUAUUCUCCACAAGGUAGUCCUGAAGGUUCGUUACAUAGAUAUCAACCGAAUGAACUCUAUCCGCGUUAUAUUGUGCCUCUGAGAUUAUCCCGUCAAGAGGAGGAACUUUAUAAAGAUGUAGCUAAUAAAACGUUAAUAGAAGCAUGGGAACUAUUUCAAAUGAACGAUUGGAUUCUUCAAAAAGUGCAUCAAAACGACAGUGUGUAUUCCAGAAUUGGUAGUAAUAAAAAGAAAAUAUUUAAAUUACAGGCCGAUAUAGAAACUUCGCCGCGUUACCUAUUAGACGAACUUUACUACAGAGAACAGGAAUUUCCGAAAUGGAAUUCCGCUGUAAAAGAAAGCCACAAAGUUCAUUCUUUCGACGAAUGUACCGAUAUAACUUAUACCAUAUCGAAAGAUUCCGCUGGUGGUUUGGUAUCUAGUCGAGAUUUCGUUAAUUUAAGACAUUGGGCGAAACGAGCCAACAGUUAUAUAAUUUGUGUUUGCAAAACCGAACAUCCUUCUCUUCCGAACAACAAAAAAAUGACAAGGGGUGAAAAUGGUGUCGGCUGUUUUGUUAUGGAAGCCGUCGAUAAUCCAAACAAAUGCAUUUUACACUGGAUAGUAAACAUCGAUUUAAAAUUAUGGUUACCGAGUGGGAUACUCGAUAAAGAAAUGGCAGCUAUGAUGUUUAAAUUUGUCAAAGAUCUCAGGAAUCAUAUUUCAUCCAGAACGAACGGGAUACACGCUGAAUUUUUUGCUUAUUUGUAAAAAAAUAAAUAAGCGUAUUCUAAUGUUACGUUUUCGUAAAAUAUUAUAGUGACUAAUUACGGAUUUAUUUUAAAUUGUAAGGGCUGGUUGUACAAUAGGCAGUUAAAAUAUAAACUGAACCUCGUUGUAUAAUGAUCGGUUAUUGUUAAACAUAGUUUUAAAAAUGAUAUUUGUACGUUAAAUAUAAUCAGCUAAAAAUUAAACUCCUAUUAGCUAAACAUGAGUAUACAACAUUCUUUGUACAACCCGCUCUUAAGAGAGAUGUUUUGUUAACCACAGGUUUAUUCAAUUAACGAUUAUUAGUUUUCCAGUUUGCUCUGUCCUCUCAUUUUGAUAACUUUAUCUCAGAUAGACGAAUAAGUAAUGGGCGGCGUUUAACAUAAGUUUUGUUUAAAGCCAAUAUACUGGGUGACAACGAGAACAGAACCACGUUAAUAUCUCUUUCAUUUUUGAAGCAAUUUGAAUCAAAUUUGGGACAAAUCUACACAUACUUAAACAAAAUAUCAGAUUUUUUUAUGAAAAUGCAACAAUUUUUAAAAUCUUGUCCGCCAUAUUGGAUCUGCCAUUUUAUUUUUAAAAGAUUCCAAUUUGUAUCAGUGAUCUCAAGAAGCCUUUAUAUCCAAAUUAACGAUUUUUGUAAUUUUGUCCGCCAUAUUGAAUUCGCUAUUUUGUUAUUUCAAAAUUCUAAUUUCAAUUUCUUAAUAAGCGAUUUCAAAAAACCCUAUGUCCCAAUUUUUAUGAAAAUAUAACAAAUUUUAUAAUUCUCUCCGCCAUAUUAAAUCCGCCAUUUUGUUAUUUCAUAAUUCUAAUUUCAAUUUCCUAAUCACUGACCAUGAAAAGUCCUAUAUCCGAAUUCCUAUGAAAAUUUAACUAUUUUUAUAAUUUUGUCGGCCAUAUUGAAUCCGAAGGACAAUCACCUCUGCUUAUUCAAAAACUUAAAAUAGCCCAUGUUAAAUUUAACUAUUGACAUUAGAUUUCUGUCAAAUUCCCAUUAAAAAAAGACAGUUUUGAACGAUUUUUCAAAAAAAAAUACUGAAUUUAACAAAUAACUAAACAAUAGCCAACAACUUUAUGGAACACACAGUAUAAAAAAUGUAUGUAUUUAGUUUAUCCUCUAAACAUUUACAAGGGUGAUACAAUAGGUUGUAGAACAGAGGUAAAAGUUGGAAAUGCUUUUGCCAGUUCUCCCACUUUAUACACAUAACUUGACAGGUUGUCAGCGAAUCUCACCGAAGUGGACACGAUACAUUGGCGUACAAAAUUAUUUUAUAGAUGUUAAUAACAAUUUCGAGUAAAUAGUUUAAUAAAUUGUGAAUAGCUGUUGAAAUUUUGUAAAAUUAUAAUUUGAAUAUUAUAAUACAUGUUUAAUAAUUAUUUAUAAUCCAUAAAUACAUGCGAUUGUCCGGUUCCGCCGAUAACAAUUUAAAAUUACUUUUUUCUAUGAAACGACACUGGCAGGUAAACAUUACUGUGAAAUUCUCGGAGCCGCCCGACGUGGUUUGACGUUUACCCCCUCUCUACCUACCAAAAGACUUUUCAACUUUUACUUUCUCUAUACAAAAUAACCGAAAAAAAAAAAAAUUAACGGGUAAGACAGGAAAGUCAUGUGUUGGACACAUCAGAUUGAGCGCCAUGUUGCUUAUAAAUGUAACAUUUUAUUACCAAUCUGACAAUAUGCACACCAAUUAGGGUGUAAUGAUUGCAUUUUAGUAACUAACUUCACUAUUUAAUUUUACGUAGGUUUUUCUAAAGAAUAUUUAGUUUACUUCAAAUAUUCUUUUUUUUUAUCCUAUUGACUGCGCCACGUUAUCAUUGAAACAACUAUUCGGAAACUGAAUCUUUAUUUGUCGUCUAUGUGCGAAAUAUAAGAAAACGUUAUAGUCCGGGAACUAUUGCUAAUAUAUUAGGUAUACAUUUAUAGUCCAGACAUUAAUAUAAAAUAAUAUAAUUUAAUUGAAAUACAAUCAUUACAUAUGGUCAUUCCCACCGCAUUUUUAACGAAAAAAUGUAAUUUUAAGCUACUAGCGGUGAAAUUCGGCCUUAGAAGAUUAUUUUCCAGUUUAUGGCCUUCUGCAUAAAAAAAACCAUUUAAAAAAAUCAAUCUUAAUGGCCUAUUGUCAAAUCACCUUCUAGAAACCACCGGUAACAUUAAUUUUUCAAAUUGCUAACCCCUAUUAUUUUGCUAAUAUGAAACAAUUUUUCAUUCUAAUCGAUAUUCGGCAAUACUGGACCCAUUAAUAACUAAGGGAUGGUUUGAUUCGAGUCCAUCCUGUAAGACUUAUGCAUCCUUGAUACAACAUAUUUAAAAAUACAUAUAUUUUUAGAGAAUUUAAGAUAUUAACUAACCUAAAACCUAUAGGAAAAAGAUUGCAAUUUGCAAUGUUGUGCCCCAUUUGGAGCGUUUUUAAUUAAAUUCGGACUACACUGUCGCUAACAUUUAAUCAGAAUAUUAUUACAUUUAAGCUCAAACAUUUUUUUUAAUUUGUUAUUCACUUCUGUGAUCAUAUAAUACGAAAUCGUUAUAUAUUUACAAUUUUCAGAGAAUUUAAAAUAAAACGGAAUGGAUUUUACUUCUUAAACGCCAAAAAAAGAAAUUAAAAAUUGUUUUUUUUUGUUUUUUUCUACUUAUGUAACUUUUGCGAAUCUCUUAUGUUACGUCCUUCGAUUUUUUUUUUUAUUUUAACCGUCUUUAAUCAUUUAGCAAACUUUAGAGAUUAUUAAAAAUGUUGUCAGUUGUUAAAUUGACUUCAUUGUCUACAAUUUUUAAUUUGUACUUACUACUCAUUUUGCGUCCAGCAGAGAGUAAUAAAAUCUUAUUAAUAUAUACAUACUACAGUCCCUUCUUUGUAAUAUCUCGUUUGAUAUCUUCUGUCAGUCCUUGUUCACCUCCAUUUUAUUGUUUUAGUGAAUUCAGAACAGUCAUUUUUGUUCUAGUUGGACUCUCUGUAUAUAUAUAUAGUAAACCUUCCAUGUUUGAUCUCUUAUCAAUCUUAUCUUUUAUUUUAUGAGUUUUCUCUUUUUACAAAGUUGUAUAUGUAUCAUUUUUUAACAUAAUUUAACAAUAAUGCACUCAUUGCCUUUUAAAAAUGUUUAACAGAACUAAAUACGAACCAUUUUAGUUCUCACUUUGUAGACUUAAACUAUCACUAAAUUCCAAAUAAUAAAAUGUUACUUAUUCAAAAUAAAUACGACUUUUUAGGGAUUAAAAAGCAAUUUACUAUUCGAUCCCCUUAAAUGGAUUUGUAUUUUUGACAAUUUAAAUUCGAUAGCAAUUAUAUUUGCUCCCCUUAUUUAUUGCUCUCUCCUGGUAUAAUCGAUUUAUGAAAAUAGCUAAUUUGGAUAGAAUUUAAGCAACAAAUAUUGUGACAAUUUAUGGUUGAUAUUAUAAAUUGUCGCAAUUCAACUUAAUCAUUGUAAAAUUUAUAAAUUGUACAUUAUUUUAGUUUAAACCUUUGGGGCUUGGAAUAUUUGACAAUAUAAAAUUGUAAUUUAAAAACUAGUUUAACAUAUUUUAUACUUUAUAUUAUUUUCUAAUGAAAUUAAAUUAUGUAGGAUAUAUUACUCCGAUUGUUUUAUAUAAAUUUUGUUUGUAAGUACUGCAUUUAUUUCUGUAAGGUAUGAAAAAGACUGUGAUUUUAAAAUAAACUAUAUUUACUUAAGAGUACAUUUUUGACCUUUAUUUUUAAUUUUAACUGCUGCUGCUUAUUAGCACAAACAAUGGAAGAAAAAUCAUUUAGUACAUGUAUUAUUUAUUUACAAUAAAACUAAAUAAAGUAGAAACUACAAAUCACUUAUUAAGUGACAAUAACUUCCAUUUACCACAUCCAUAAAUAUCUUGAUCCAUAUUUGGCAGCUGGCCUGGGAGCAUCUUUUGGUAAUCCAGGAGUAGCAUCUGGGUAUAGAACAGGUCCUUCCUUUUCAGGUCUUGGUCUUUCAGUUUCGUGAACAUGGACUCUAGCAAAGUAGUCAUAUGGAGGUCUGUCCAAACCUAAAUUGUCCUUCACGCAUUUAUCAAAUACAGCUUGAGUGUUUCGGCAUCUGUAAAUUACA
Molecule: messenger RNA, 5722 nt
Organism: Psylliodes chrysocephalus
Lineage: Eukaryota; Metazoa; Arthropoda; Insecta; Coleoptera; Chrysomelidae
Source: the annotation of a GenBank genome assembly